UUCCAGGGGAUUCCAGAGACUGGUUCGGAGCCUGAGCAAAGAGGAGGUUGUGCUUGCUAGCUAAAGAAACAUCUUUUGCUCCUCUCUUGAUCUGUGCAUUUCAUUUGCUUUGUCUGUUGUUGUUGUGACUGAAAUUUUGAUGAUGAGACGACCAAAAACAAAACUCAAAGUAAGGUUUUGGUUAUUGCUGGUUCAUCAUCAUCUUUGAUAUUUUUGUGAUUAACAAUUUUGUAUGUAAUAAUUUUUUUUGUACUCUUUGUUAUGCAAAUCGAAAACCUUAUGAGUCCGGUACAACCGUAAUUAACCGAAUCCGGUUCGGUCUGAAAUAUCAGUUACGCAAUUAGGCGGGUGACGUGGCGCUUCCUUCCCCACUGGUUUCGCUCCUUCGUAUUCAUUUCAGUUGAAUCGUCGUCAAUCUAUUUCGAUUUCUCUCAUUUCUCUCUCUUCUCUCUGUCUCUCUCUGUUGUUUGUUUAACACAAUGGCGACGACUAGUUUAGUAACCGGACUAAAAGUGUUUUUACCGGUAAUGUUCUGUGUGAUGCUCGGGACUCUUGUCUACACCAUCAUCACCGAUGGCCUUCCUUUACCUGAUCGUCAUGAUGUCUUCACACCAUGGUUCGUUACGACAAUUUUGGAUUUCUACAUCAAUAUCGUACCUAUAGCGGUUUGGAUUGUGUAUAAGGAGUCUACAUGGUCUGGUUCAAUACUUUGGACCAUUUUGCUUAUUAUCUUUGGAAGCCUCACGACCUGUGUGUAUCUGUUUCUUCAACUUCUUAAGCUGACAACUCAAGAAGCUUCGGAAGAUCCUAUGUACUAUUUGUUACUUCGAGAUUCAAUCAAGGAUGGAGUGGGUUUGAGAGACAAGAGUUCUCUUGUUGUCACUGCAAGAUUUGCGUUUGGUGCUUUAGGAUGUGUGAUGCUAGGAGCUUUGAUUUACACUAUCUUGACUUAUGGUUCUCCUUUCCACAUGGAGCUUCUAUACCCAUGGAUGGUGGUUUUAUUGGUUAACUUCUACAUUCAUGUUGCGGUAUUAUCAGUUUGGGUUGUCUAUAAAGAAACUAGUUGGAUCAUUGGGAUUCUAUGGGUUGCUCUAUUGAUAGGUCUUGGCAGCGUUGGCACUAGCGUAGCCAUUGUCGUGCAACUGUUCCGUCUCUCUCCUCUUGACCCGCUCUACCUUGUUCUGGUGAACAACAGUAAUCGGAAGCAAAGUUAAAAUUAAAGGCUACGUAGUGAACUCUCAUGGGUCAUCGCAGGGCUGGAGAUAUGUAUGAACGCACUCAUUCUGCGGUUUUGCGUAUGUGAAGCUGUGUGAUUUCAUUUUUAACUUCUUUUACCACAAAAGUUCAAAACUAUUAUAAGUUUGUAUGUUCCAUAGCUUUCUUUUGUAUAUUGUGUGACAAAACGUAGCCUGUUCCUCUGGGCAUAAAUGCAAUUACUUUUGUAAUCAACAUUUUUGGUCAUGAAUACUUAAAGAACACAUGGAUUUAGAGACCU
This is a messenger RNA of Camelina sativa (false flax), 1495 nucleotides long. RefSeq lists its product as uncharacterized. The record is from RefSeq and is a predicted model, not a curated record. NCBI's taxonomy places the organism in Eukaryota, Viridiplantae, Streptophyta, Magnoliopsida, Brassicales, Brassicaceae.